Molecule: messenger RNA, 3358 nt
Organism: Dioscorea cayenensis subsp. rotundata (Guinea yam)
Lineage: Eukaryota; Viridiplantae; Streptophyta; Magnoliopsida; Dioscoreales; Dioscoreaceae
Product: putative disease resistance protein RGA1
Exons: 6
Coding region: 1-3054 (1017 amino acids)
Biological process (GO): defense response to other organism
Molecular function (GO): protein binding; ADP binding
Source: RefSeq, a predicted model, not a curated record
AUGGUCGUGGAAGCGAUUCUCUCAACAGCCUUGGGACUGAUUAUCGAGUUGACAGCACCUCCUAUCAUCCGAUAUCUGCGCCCAAUUUGGGGAGGAGUUGAUGGGGACCUGAAGAAGCUCCGCAAUUAUUUAGUCCAAAUCCAACCUCUGGUUCAAGAUGCAGAGGAGAGGCAGCUCAUGGAGGAUAAUGUCAAGUCAUGGCUGAUGCAGCUCAGAGAUGUUUCCUAUGAUGCUGAAGACAUUCUCGACCAGGCCAACACACAUGUCCUUCUCAUCCAGCGCAAGGCCGAUAUUUACGCUCCCCUGAAAAGCAAGGUGCGAGACUUUUUCUCUCUUCAUCAUAACCCACUCAUGUUUCAACUUCAGUUGGGGCAUAAGCUUGGAAGCAUCAACCAAAGAAUAGAUGACAACGACAAUAACAACAACAGACCUUGGAGGAAUAGGGCACAAACACAUUCAUAUGUACCUGAAUCAGAAGUGAUUGGCAGAGAUGAAGAUAAAGAGCAAAUUGUGCAGAUGCUGAUACGUGACCAUUUUGAAGAGAAAGUGACAGUGGUUUCCAUAGUCGGUAUGGGUGGUUUAGGCAAGACAACACUUGCUCUCAAUCACCUGAAGUGGGAUGAACUUAGACGUCUGCUUGUUGAUGGAAGAGAAGGAAGCAGAAUUUUAUGUUUAUCAGAAGAAAGGGCCUGGGCUUUGUUCGUACGAACAUUCACCACAAGUGUAUCAAGACAACCAGACUUCCCAGAGAUUGGUAAAAAGAUUGUUAACAAGUGCAAAGGGUUACCUCUUGCUAUAAAAGUAAUGGGCAGUGUUAUGUGUUCCAAGAGAGAUGAAAGUCAAUGGCUGGCUGUGUUAGACGAUAAGAUAUGGGAUAUACCAAAUGCUGCUACGGAUAAAAUCAGACCGGAAUUGUGGCUAAGUUAUGUUGAUUUGCCGUCUCAAGUGAAGAAAUGUUUUGCCUUUUGUGCCAUAUUCCCAAAGGAUAGUUUUAUUGAAGAACGUAUGCUGGUUCAAUUUUGGAUGGCUCAUGGGUUUAUUCCAUCUCAAACUGGAAAAGAUAAAGUAGUUGAAGGCCAACAGAUUUUGGAUGAAUUGAUAGGGAGAUCUCUUCUACAAUUUGUUACUGAUAGAGAUGCUAGAAUUUAUCCAGGAGGCGAUGAAUUGUUUUCUGUGCCAGGUUAUAGAGUUUGUAAGAUGCAUGAUCUCAUCCAUGACCUUGCACAAUUUGUUACUGGAGAUGAGUGCUCCACAUUGCCUGAAAGAAACGAAUUCAUGAAAAUUUCAAAAAGGACCCGUCAUUUCAUAUUAAAUCCUUGGGUAGAGUAUGAUAUGGGUGAUCGGGCCGCUAGUGUUCUUACUGCAUUACCUGUCAGAACAAACUUCAUUGGAUUGUCAAAGUUCAAGUUGCUUAGAGUGUUAAAGUUUCAUUAUGAAGCAAAUGCUGACGAGCUGUCUACAUCAAUAGAAUAUUUGCUGCAUCUAAGAUAUCUCAAUCUUUCUGAUACUAAUAUAAGAGAACUACCAGAAUCAAUCUGUAUGCUUAUAAAUUUGCAAACAUUGAACAUGAAUUGUUGUUAUCAUCUUACUAAACUUCUCAUGAGCAUAGUAUGCAUGAACAGUCUUAAACAUCUUCAUCUUAGGGGUUGUUCAGCACUAAAAACCAUGCCACCUGAUCUAAGUCAAUUGCGAUGCUGGAAAACAUUAACAAAAUACACUGUCGCAGAGAACGUAGAGAACAAGAUAGGAGAGUUAAAGCAUUGGAAUCUUGACGGUGAACUCAGGUUGUAUGACCUCCACAAGGUGAAUAAUGCAGAUUUGGCAAAAGAAGUUAAUAUGAGUAGCAGACAAAACAUUAAGUCAUUGUCCCUGUCUCGGGGAGCAUCAGUGGAAAAUGCAGAACAAGUGUUGGAAGCCUUGAAAACUCACUCUGCAUUAGAAAUGCUCAGUCUGCAUGAUUAUCCGGGCACACACUUUUCAAUGUGGAUUAGAGAGGGAAAGCAACUUCAAAAUCUGGUUGUGAUCAACCUACAAAAUUGCCAAGGAUGUGAACAACUUCCGCCCCUGGAGCAAUUACCUUAUCUUGAAAGACUCACUAUUGGUAGAAUGGAUGGCAUCAAAUGCAUAAUUAAUAACACCACAGGUGAUGCAUUAUCAUUAUUCCCUGCACUGAGGACACUUGAAUUGAAUAAAAUGGCGAACCUGGAGGGGUGGUGUGGAGAGGAGGAUCGUGAAACUGCUCCACCCUUGUUUCCAUGCCUUGAGGACAUGAAUAUUGGUUACUGCCCCAAGUUGAGAACCAGGCCACCACAAAUUCCUACUCUCAGACAUUUAUGCAUAGAGAAAUCAUACUGCGAGACACAAAUGGCUCUCAUAUUCAAGGAGAAGGGGUUCUUCAAGCUUUUGAAAUCUCUUGAAUCAUUGAGUUUAACGAGAUGUGAGGAGUUGGCUUUUCAGACUUUCCGGAACCUUAACUCUCUUGAAUAUCUCAGGAUCACUGAUUUAGAAGAGCUGGUGUCCUGGCCAGAUGAGAUGUUUAGAGGUCUGGAGUCCAUCAGGUCUCUAAAUAUUUCGUCAUGUAAGAAUUUGGCAGGUGCAUCAUCACAAGGAGAUUGUGGUCUACCAUUUCUAGAGGAUCUUAAUGUUUAUGAUUGUGAUGAGCUGAUAGAAUUGCCCAAGUGCCCCACAUCACUCAAAAACUUGUCUGUUUUCAAUUGUCCAAGCAUCAAGUCUUUAUGUUCAGAUAUGGGAUACCUCACUUCAUUAUCCCAAUUAAAGUUAUCUACAUGUCCCAAGCUGGAGUCUCUGCCAGAAGGGAUGCAAGGCCUCACUUCCCUUGAAGAGCUAUCUAUUGAAGAUUGUCCAGCGCUGAAGUCAUUCCCCGAAGGCCUCCAACAGCGGCUUCCUAAUCUUAAAGAGCUUAAAAUCAGUGGAUGCCCUAAGCUAGAGAGGCGAUGCAGUCCAGGAGGAGACUAUUUCCACCUUUUCUCUAGCAUCUCAAAGAGAUCCAUAAAAAGCAGCCCUAGAAGGACACUACUAGCAUCUUGUCUAUAACAUCAUGAAAGCAUAAAUAGAAAACAGAGGAAAAGAUGCAUCUUUCCCAGUGAUCUCAUGUCUUUCAAUGUACAUAACUCUCGAGGUGUACUCUUGCUAGUUCUCAUUUAUUCAGCUUUCUUGAAUUGAUCUCAUUCUCCAAACUUGCUUUCAGUCAUUUUAUCAGUUAUUACACUGCACCAAGUGAUAAUGUAUUAAUCCCAAUAGUUCAUGUGACUCGGUUAUGGAUUCAGGAGGUGGAGGAAAUUUUGAUAGUAGUGAAUUGUUCUGUACAGGGACCGCAGUUCAUUCUCAAGAGGAUGAG